This is a messenger RNA of Adineta steineri, 411 nucleotides long. The record is from the annotation of a GenBank genome assembly. NCBI's taxonomy places the organism in Eukaryota, Metazoa, Rotifera, Eurotatoria, Adinetida, Adinetidae.
AUGUUUCGUUCAAUGUUUCUUGGAUUAUUUAUUAUUUUAUCACUAACGAAAGAAGUUUCCAGUAUUAUAUGUCCUAGUGGAACUUUUACUAGUUAUUAUUGCUCUCCCGGUCAAUCAUGUGGUUCAUAUUACGGAGAUUGUCGUGGUUUACCAACUUAUUUAAUCUUCACUAUUGUUUCACUCAGUCUGGUUUUAUGUUCGAUAUGUAUUCGAUGCUGUGUCUAUAUAAAUUCGAAUAAUUCAAAAACAACAACACAAAGAGUGCUAGUACCACAAGGUCCAGUUCAUUCAUUUCGAAAUAAUUUAGCUACACAACCACCAAUUUCUGUUCCAGUACAUAGUUUCAGAGAAGAAGCUCCUCCAUCAUAUGGAGCAGUUGUAGCUGCAGGUGCACAACCAAUAAAAUAUUAA